Manis pentadactyla (Chinese pangolin) is the source of this 2388-nucleotide messenger RNA. RefSeq names its product cartilage associated protein (gene CRTAP). The coding region runs from base 435 to 1640 and encodes 401 amino acids. The transcript is spliced from 7 exons. NCBI's taxonomy places the organism in Eukaryota, Metazoa, Chordata, Mammalia, Pholidota, Manidae. Gene Ontology annotation, cellular component: endoplasmic reticulum. Gene Ontology annotation, molecular function: protein binding; collagen binding. Gene Ontology annotation, biological process: peptidyl-proline hydroxylation to 3-hydroxy-L-proline; collagen fibril organization. The record is from RefSeq and is a predicted model, not a curated record.
GGUGCUGGUUAGAAGGGCAUACCCUCAGACGCCCACUCCAGACCUGAUGAACCAGAAACUCGGGGGCAGGGAGCACCGCCCGGGUUAUCUGCAUUUUCACAAGUCCUCUAAGUGAUUAUAAAGCUUUAGUAGCGCCGAUCAACGAUCCAUUAGGGCCGCGCCUGUCUUGCAGAGUGCCGUUUCCAAGACCAGUGGACGGCGAUGCUGGACCACGGGUCUGGAGGGUGCCGGAGACAGCACGCAGCGCGUCCUCUCAGGGCACCUCCCCGCGCCGGCACCUCCGCUGGACCCCUGGCUGGGUGGGGAGGGGCGGCCGGACGGGGCGGGCCGGAGGCGGGCGUCCCGCCUCCCGAGCAGCGGCUGGCCGCGUCGCGCCCUCUCUUCCUUCCCUUCCUUCUUUCUUCCUUUCCUUCCUCCCUCUUUCCGCCGGCGCGAUGGAGCCGGGGCGCGGUGCGGCCGCGGCGCUACUGGCGCUGCUGUGCGCAGGCUGCGCGCUGCGCUCGGCGCGCGCCCAAUACGAACACUACAGCUUCCGCAGCUUCCCGCGGGACGAGCUGAUGCCAAUCGAGUCGGCCUACCGGCACGCGCUGGAUCAGUACAGCGGCGAGCACUGGGCAGAGAGCGUGGGCUACCUGGAGAUCAGCCUGCGGCUGCACCGCCUGCUGCGCGACAGCGAGGCCUUCUGCCACCGCAACUGCAGCGUGGCGCCCCAGCCCGCACCGGCCGCCGGCCUCGCCCGCUACCCCGAGCUGCGCCUCUUCGGGGGCCUGCUGCGCCGCGCGCACUGCCUCAAGCGCUGCAAGCAGGGCCUGCCAGCCUUCCGCCAGUCGCAGCCCAGCCGCGAAGUGCUGGCCGACUUCCAGAGCCGAGAGCCCUACAAGUUUCUGCAGUUCGCCUACUUCAAGGCAAAUAAUCUUCCAAAAGCCAUUGCAGCUGCUCACACAUUUCUACUGAAGCAUCCUGAUGAUGAAAUGAUGAAGAGAAACAUGGCAUAUUACAAGAGCUUACCCGAUGCCGAGGACUACAUUAAAGACUUGGAAACCAAGUCAUAUGAGACCCUGUUCAUCCGCGCGGUGCGUGCGUACAACGGUGAGAACUGGAGGACAGCCACCACGGACAUGGAGCUGGCCCUUCCCGACUUCUUUAAGGCCUUUUACGAGUGUCUCGCAGCCUGUGAGGGUUCCAGGGAGAUCAAGGACUUCAAGGAUUUCUACCUUUCCAUAGCAGAUCACUACAUAGAAGUUCUACAAUGCAAAAUACAGUGUGAAGAGAACCUCACCCCAGUUAUAGGAGGCUACCCGGUGGAGAAAUUUGUGGCUACCAUGUAUCAUUAUUUGCAGUUCGCUUACUACAAAUUGAACGACCUGAAGAAUGCAGCCCCCUGUGCAGUCAGCUAUCUGCUCUUUGACCACGACGACAAGGUCAUGCGGCAGAACCUGGUGUAUUACCAGUACCACAGGGACAAGUGGGGCCUCUUGGAUGAGCAUUUCCAGCCCAGACCCGAAGCCGUUCAGUUCUUUAACGUGACCACACUCCAGAAAGAGCUAUAUGACUUUGCUAAGGAAAAUAUCAUGGAUGAUGAUGAGGGAGAGGUUGUGGAGUACGUGGAUGACCUCUUGGAUCUGGAAGAGACUGGCUAGACCGCAGCCGCCAGAGACCCCCCUUGAUGUGCAGGAAGCACAAAUUCUUUCUUUGUGUUUCUUUACUCAGUAGCCCAAGUUGUGGACACCUCAAGGUCUUCUCUUUACUCUGUGGAGUAAAAGGGGAGCCUCCAUUUCUCACUACAUGUAAGGUGUGAGCCAGCCUUCCCCCUGACCACAUCUGCCUUCCCUGUGUUCACACCUGUCACCCCAUGUUCACACCCACCUCCCUAUCAUCUCACCUGCCUUCUCCAUGUUCAUGCUGCCUUUCUUACCAUUUUCGUUGGGAGGACAGUCUUCCAGAGUUUUUUUUGUUUCUUUUCAAGAAAACUAGUAUUAUUUUUUAAAUAAGAAAAAUACUCCUAAAAGGCGAUGAUUGUGAAAACCUACUUUGGCCUUUCUGUUCUUCCAGAUAUUAGUCUCCCUUGUCCCCAAGCCCUGAUCCAGGAAAGGUGGUGGAGGACAAAGGCUAACUUUAUCCACACCCCGUGAUGGACUACCCAUGGCCUGCCCUGCACCAUUCUGGCACCCAUGGAGAAAGAAGUUGGGUAGACAUUGCAGAAUACAGAAAUGUGGCUUUUUCUAGCACUUUUGCAGUUCCAAAGUCUUACAGCAGUGCUUGAUCCCAUUUGAGGACCGUACGCAGUUAUACAUCUUAGAGAUGGAAAUGGAAGAACUCAAGAGAGUCUAGUUUGGUUCAUUUUUUCAAUAAAUAUUUAAUGAGCACCUACUAUAUGCUAACCAUUGA